Messenger RNA from Sesamum indicum (sesame), 872 nucleotides. RefSeq names its product E3 ubiquitin-protein ligase, putative (DUF177). The record is from RefSeq and is a predicted model, not a curated record. Lineage: Eukaryota; Viridiplantae; Streptophyta; Magnoliopsida; Lamiales; Pedaliaceae.
UAGUUCUUGCAGCAGCAGGAUAAGGUUAUUACAACUUCUGCAUAUUCAAACUCUCCUUCUUCCUUCUUCUUCCUCUGAGAGAGAUAGAGAGAGAGAGAGAGAGAUGGGCGAAUUUGGAAACAUGAUCAACAGAUUCACAUCAGUACAACACAAACUCGUGUACUUGCCAAUUUCCCUACCUAGAGCUUCUGCUGCUGCCAAGAGAAAUCAACUUCCUCCUAUGGCAGGAAAGAAGAAGAGCAAAGCGCGGUUGAUCACGAUAUCCCCAUCGGACGGGAGAUGGCAUGGAAAAUGGAACUCCGACUAUACAUUCUCCAUACAUGAGCUACAGCUUCAUGAUCUGCCCGACGAUGUUCAAAAGGACACGGAUGUUUCCGUUGCCCUUUCUAUUCAGAAGCAUGCUGGACUUGGGCUGUCAGUGGAAGGAAAAAUCACAACAUGCUUCACCAGAAAGUGCUGCAAUUGCUGCACCCCAUACUUAAGAGAGAUCAAUACAACAUUUAAGGUUUGGAUUCUACCAUCGACCAGGCAAAUCAGAGAGUACCCGACUCAUCAUCAUCAUCAUCAACAAGAACUUCCCGACAUUGGUGCCGAUGAUCCUUCCGUAAUAUAUGUGAAGCCUGGAUAUGAAGCUAAUCUUGAUCCCCUAAUACAGGACAACAUUCGGCUGGCCACUUCAGUUGAAGAGACAUGCUCAGAAUCUUGCAACAACUCUCAACCUAAAUUGCAUCAUUUGGGUGCAAGGAAUAGAGCAUCCAUAGAGAGAAGGUGGCAUAAACUCUUGGAGCUAAAGAAAACCAGCAUUUGAUCCCUACCCCUACCCUCUUUGUAUAUUACAUAUAAUAAUAAAUGUACAUAUAUGUACACAUUUG